Molecule: messenger RNA, 1806 nt
Organism: Polyodon spathula (Mississippi paddlefish)
Lineage: Eukaryota; Metazoa; Chordata; Actinopteri; Acipenseriformes; Polyodontidae
Product: gastricsin-like
Exons: 11
Coding region: 288-1382 (364 amino acids)
Biological process (GO): proteolysis
Molecular function (GO): aspartic-type endopeptidase activity
Source: RefSeq, a predicted model, not a curated record
CACUUCAGAUUAUUGUGAAUUUCUGCAUCGAAAGUGCCAUCUCACUAGAAACUGGAGAACUGAAUACAAGCUGUGAUAAUGGGCGGAGUUUCAAAUGAUACUAUGGAAGUGGGAGAGCAGCUGCAAUGGAGACUGAAGCCAGAUCUUGAGAUGGACUGCUGUCUUCACUCAGUAAGCUGGUGUUGUACCAUAUGGAUUUUCAUCCAUAAAUAUAUUAAAGGAAAUAGAUUGUGAAGGAUCUUUAGAGACUUGGUUUUCUGAAAGAAGAAUCCGCCCCUUAAUCAAAUAUGGUUCCUCUCAUGAAGUUUAAGUCCCUCUAUGAGCAGCUCAUUGAGGAGGGACAGCUGAAGAACUUGCUUAUGAAUCAGCAGCUGAAGUCUGAUGGCUUCUACAACGAACCGCUCCUGAACUACAAGGAUAUGUCCUAUUUUGGACAAAUCAGCAUCGGAACCCCACCACAGAGCUUCUCUGUCCAUUUUGACACCGGCUCCACUCGCUUAUGGAUCAACUCUGUCUACUGCAAGAGCGAGGCCUGCACCAUGCAUCACCUGUUCAACCCUGAGGAAUCCUCCACCUACUACAGCAAUGGGGAGCCCUUUUCAGUGCAUUAUGUCUCUGGGAGCCUCACUGGGGUCAUUGGGUAUGACACUGUCUCUCUCCAGGGCCUUAAGGUCACAAAGCAAGAGAUCGGUUUGAGCAUCAAGGAACCUGGAAAACACUUUGCGAGACCACUGCAUGAUGGCAUCAUGGGAAUGGCUUUGAAGAAGCCAGGGGGAAUGACCCCUAUUGUGGACACAAUGAUACAGGAAAACCUGCUGGAGGAACCCAUCUUUGCUUUCUACCUGACCAAUUAUCCAGGACAAGGAAGUGAGGUAGUGUUUGGAGGAGUAGAUCCUACACGCUACACUGGUGAAAUCCACUGGGUUCCAGUCACACCAGGAAGCCACUGGCAGCUUGUUAUUGAUGGCUUUGAGAUCGACCAUCAGGAGACUACCUGGUGCAGUAACGGAUGCUCAGCUAUCGUGGACACUGGUACCUCUCUCCUUACCUGCCCCCCACAAUUUGUUGACGAGCUAUACCAGAAAAUUGGAGCUCAGGCCAACGAAUAUGGAGAUUACAUUGUAGACUGUAACAACCUGAACAACUUACCUACUCUGACCUUUAUAAUGAAUGGAGCGCAUUUACAUGUGGAGCCCUCUUUCUAUACCUUGGUGUACCACCUUCGCAAUGGAGAGAAGUACUGCAGGUUGGGCAUUAAAGGUUCCCAUGUGGAAUAUCGGGAUGGACAACCCUUCUGGACUUUGGGAGAUAUCUUCAUUAGGCAGUUUUACACUGUCUUCGACCAAGGGAAUGCCCAAGUUGGAUUUGCUAAAGUGGCUUAAACCUCUCAGUCCAGCCCUGCCUCGUAACACUGCUCCAGCUGCCUGGAUUGUCGUAGUUCCUAGAUAGCCUCUUUCAUACUGGCUUUAAUAAAGUAACAAACUACUACUAUGAAUAAACAUUGCAGAAUAGAGAUUACGAUACAGAAAUGAUUAGAAAAGUAAACUGAAGUCUGGGUUGGGUGUAUCAAAACAAAGCUAAGAUUUAAUUCAAGUCAAGUCAACUGUCUAUGUAACCCUAACCCUAACCCUAACCCUAACCCUAACCCUAACCCUAACCCUAACCCUGUCUAUGUCAUUUUAUAUUAAUAACGAAAGCCUGUUGUCUCUUGAGAGAAAUGUAGCCAAUGUAUUAUUACACUAUGUAACACAAUUUUUGUUCCUGGGUAGCAAGUGUUAUUUCCUAAUUGCUUAUGCCUCAAAAGUA